Molecule: messenger RNA, 4337 nt
Organism: Haliotis rubra (blacklip abalone)
Lineage: Eukaryota; Metazoa; Mollusca; Gastropoda; Lepetellida; Haliotidae
Product: urea-proton symporter DUR3-like
Exons: 7
Coding region: 896-3268 (790 amino acids)
Biological process (GO): urea transmembrane transport
Cellular component (GO): plasma membrane
Molecular function (GO): urea transmembrane transporter activity
Source: RefSeq, a predicted model, not a curated record
UACAACGGUGGCGACAAGGCGAGCGGGUGACGUUCCGGAGGAGGGAGGGGCGGUUCAAGACAUCACUCACAAGGAACGCUGUCAUUAACACAACAUCAAACAGAACGUUUCCAGGUUCCGCUGACCACUGUCCAGCGAGCGAGCAUCAGGUGUCACUUCUCUCAGAAAUGAUGUGAUUCCAAAUUACUGCAACCUGUUAAUUGACUUGUCGGCCGUGCUGUAAACCGAACGAUCUAAGACAACCAUUAAGAAACAAGUGCUCGUCAUUUUCAACGAAGGAUAUACCGUUAAGGCAAGAGUGUCAUAUUAGAACAGUAAGACCAAUUCACAGUUCUAUGUGAAAUGUUAAUGGAUCCAGUACUGAUACGUCUUUUUCUGGGAAUAGGACACGAACGUUGGGAUCAUAUGAUACACACGAGGGGCGUUGUGGCACCCGCACCCAAUCCGACGGCAACGUGUCAUAUUCGGCCUAUGUGAUUGCAUGUAACCCAGAUAGAUGCACGUCCAAGUUCAAUAGCACAACUGUAAAUCCGACAGGAGUCUUACAUUACAGCCUUCGAUUUUACGCUUGAACUUUCAGAAAGGCCACUUCAUGCACAGAGGAGUGUUCUGAAAAUUUUAUUAUUUUUUUUCAUUCGUGCAACAUGUUGUAAAAAUGACUUGAUGAACUAUUUAGCAGUCUGAAUGCAUAGAAGUGGAUUAAAUCUGGCUUGAAGCGAAUGUGAGUAGACAUAAAAUCCCGCAUAACUAGCAAGAACGGAACGGCCAAUGAACGAAGCCUUUGACGGUAUCUCGCCGAAAGCUAAGACUGUGAACUAGUUGCUGGAAGACCAUCUCGAAGGUUCAACUUCCUAAACUGAUAACGGACAACCGGUCGUACGGGCAAGUGCAGAGAAUGGCUAACGUAGAUCUACGAGCACUUAUCAAACUUUUAGGUGUUCUCCUCGUUUUACCUUUAGUCGCCGAUGCAGGUAACGCCACGGAAAAGGCCUGUCCAGUCAAGUUGAGGGAAACUGUUAAAUCGGAAGGGGUGAAGGCUGUUCUGGAGAAGCAUGACACGGCGUUACUGAUGCUGUUAGGCUUUGGCGGUUUUUCUGUCAUCCUGGCACUCAUCCAUAACGCAGUAAGGAAAUACGUGUUUCACGAUGAGCAUAACCUCGACACGACGUUUGACGCCGGUGGCAACGUUUCUCUCAGCCUUACUGCAGUCACCGUCGCCUCUCAGCUUUUCUGGCCUGGGGAUAUCUUGCACAGCGCAACUUUGGCAACAAAGAAUGGCAUCGCUGGACCUUUCUGGUAUGCAGUUGGCAUCAUGGCGAACAUCUUCGUGUUCCCAAUGUUGUCUGUACAGUUCAAAACAAGAGCCCCGGGUGCCAAGACGUACUUGCAGAUUAUUCACGCACGGUUCGGCUCUUCGGCCCACAAGGUGUUCUGCGUGUUUGCUCUCCUCACCAACCUCGUCAUCACCAUCGGCAUCAUCCUCGCGGGACAGGCAGUCAUUCAGUCCCUCACGAAGAACACCUCCGACGAAUUUACAGUCCUUAUCAUGGCGACCCUCUUCGGCUCCUACUCCCUCAUCGGCGGCCUCGGCACCACCUUCUACGUGUCCUACUUCAACGCCUGCCUCGUCUUCAUCCUUCUCAUCGUCUUCGUCGUCAAAAUACUGCACAACUCCGAAUCCCAAUACGACAGCGUAGGAAACGUAGAGAAGAUGUACGAGGCGGUGUCGUGCAUCAAGGCGUCCGACGACACCGAGUACGGCUACCUCUCCUUCAGGUCGAUGUCGGCGUUCCUGUACGGCAUCAUCGAGGUGUUCGUGUCCUCGGCUGUCACAUACUGUGACCAGGCUUCCUGGCAGAGCAGGAUCGCAGCCAAGCCCGUGCAGGGAGUGUGGGGUUUCAUCCUGGCUGGCUUUAUGUGGUUCUCCAUCCCGUCAACGAUGGCGACGACGACUGGGAUGGCCUACCUCGCCAUUAGCUCCACCAACGGCAGCCACAUGCUCCUUCCGGGAGAGAUAGAUGAAGGUCUGGUUACGCCACUGAUCGCGGAGAAGAUUCUGGGGUCGGCGGGAGGAAUUCUUGUCUUGACUAUGGGUGCUAUGGCGUUGAUGUCAACAGGGUCGGGAGAGGUGAUGGCCAUCUCUUCCAUCAUCGUCUACGACAUCUACCAGACAUACAUCAACCCCUUCAGGUAUCAUCUGAAAAGUGUGCAUUGCAUAUUGUGCGGACGAGUGAAACGAGAAGCCGUGACUCAGCAGAAUAAUGACGAGGGGGAUUUCUGCGCAUGCGUUGACGCAACACGUUGCCACCAUUGUGUGACGGACCUGCAGAAAUACAGCAGCAAAAAGUCCUACUCGGCGACCGAGGGGUAUAAAUGCCCAACACACGGCAAGUACCGCGAAUAUCAGGACUACCUCAUUAACUUCAAGAAUAUGUGCAUUGUCUGGGUCACCAUUGGAAUCAUUCCCCUUGGACUCGUUGUGUUCGAAUCAGGCAUGGAUCUGAACUGGAUCUUCUACUCGGGCGCCAUUGCAACCAUCCCGUGUUUCCCGCCGGUACUGUUGUCCAUUCUGUGGGUCAAAGCCACGGGGAAAGGGCUUAUUGCAGGGAGUAUAUGCGGGCUGGUGUGUGGAAUCAGCGCUACUCUGAUAGCCGCAUCUUUCUACGAGGGAGGUCUCAACAAGUUCCUCCUCAACACUGUCCAGGACUACGCCAUCUUAGCAGGAACAUCCAGCAGCUUUGGCGUCAGCCUCAUCGUCUGCAUCCUGGGCUCUCUGAUGACGCACAAGAUCACGUCCUCCGAGGACGAGAGUCACGAAUGGUACAAGAUGUACGACAUCGACAACCCCUUGAACCCCUGGGAGUUGAACUACCGCGAGGAUCUGAAGGGAUACGAGUAUCAAGGGAGACCAUCCUUCGACCAGAUGUUCAGCGCGUUCAAGUCGGCCAAAACCACAGCCUAUAUAGCCGGGAGCUGCGCCAUUGCCCUGUUUGCGCUGGUGAUUCCUUGCAUUAUGGCCAGUUUUCCCAAUAUGGAUUUUACCCAGUUUUCAAUGUGGGUGACAUUCACUCAGAUCUGGGCCAUUGUCAUGGCAAUAAUUGUCAUCAUUGCACCCCCAGCGGAGGAGAUCUCUCGGAUCGUUAAGCAGUGUAGGAAAAACAAGGGCAUGGAUACUCAGGUGAUAAAGAGCCCUAUACCAGAAUGCAACGAACUUAUUGUAAAGGAUAACAACAUUGUGGGCAACAGCGACCAACCAACGCAUGUAUGAACCUGUAGACCGCGGAACAUGGCAAUGGCUAAUUGUUUUGUUCCAAUUCUUGGUUGUGACUUAGAUGCAUUUUGGAGGUGGGACUAGAACCUCACAACCUCUUUCGUAAGUGCGGGUUAUGGUUUCCAUCGAAAUCAGAUGCGGAGCGGUUAACGCGUAAGUGAAUGAAUAUUCUCCAAAAACCAAAAUGGCUGCCAGAGCCGGACUUCAGCCACCGGAAGCGACGACAUCACGCAUGCCAAAACAUGGUACUGUUUGUAAACGAAUACUGCGUUAAGACUGGGGUCUCUACAUCUCCAACCAAGACAGUGGUGAGACAGGAUGAGGGUUAUACGCUGAUACACCCUACAAAGCUAGAUAAGAUCGUAGUUUAGCAAUGUACACGUGGUAACUAUACGAGUGUAUUCCAUAGCAAUGAAGUUGAUAUGUGUUCGUAUCAACGUACACGUGAAUACGUAGGCGUCUUGACGUUUUGUUAGGUAAGUCCGUAGAAAUAGAGUCAUAUUCAACUAUUCCAUGUAUAUCUCUGGCGAUCUUUCAAGUAAUCAGACAGACUAGAAAUUUCGCAUAGAUCGUGUAACUGUGUAUGUUGAUCCUAGAGGACGACACUGUGAAAGGAUUUUUAUUGUGAAGCUUAUUUCGUACGUUCAUAUUUUGAUAUUGAUUUGUUUUUCUAGACUCAUCAUGGAUGUAAUUUGGAUGUAACCAGUUUGUGUGUAACUAGGAACUUAGAGUUCAUGAACAUAACAUUUCAACGAUCCAUUGGGAUGCGUCAGUCAUUCAUACGUUCAAACCAUGACAUAUCAACAUUUCAUGACAUAGUUAAUACUGUUUUCAUUGUGUACCAUACGGAAAGGUAUGCAUACGUUCGGGCUGAAAGAUCAUACGUCAAGGCAGAAACUGAUCAGACAAUGUGAAGGUACCGUACGUCAAGCUAGGGAUGAUUUUCGUCGGGUUUGCAAAACCAUUCGUCAAGGUAGAAAUGUAUUUCUUCGUUAUUUCUCCAUUCGUACGUCAAGGAAAACAGAGUAUAUCGUGGGAAUUUUAUAAGAUUGACAUGGUAGAAUCG